AUGUUGACGCUGUUCGACAGUAAGUCUUCGUGUAGACUGCCAGCUCCAUCCCAGCUGAAAGAGGAGGCGUUAGAAGACAAGAAAGAAGCAGUAACUGAAGCUGUGAGCCAGAGACAAGGCACCAACGAUACAGAGGAGAGUCCACCCAGCUACAGAGAUGCUGCACAGGUCUCCUACCCACAGAGUGUUGUGGUUCAACAGGACUCCUGCUUUGGGUUUCCCAACCCAGGCCAGAUCUGUUACAUGAACUCCAGCCUCCAGAGUCUGUUGACACUCACAGAGUUCAUCAUGGAUGUCAGCUCCCAGGAGGAGCAGUCUACAAAAAGAAAGAUGUCCUCCUCAGAUUCAUCACCAUUCUUUGGGAACUACGACAAAGACACAGCCCCAGAAAACUACACCUUUUUGGAAAUCCUGGGACGAGGCGGCUUUGGGACAGUGAUGAAAUGUGUAAAUCGGGAAACUCACCAGACUGUGGCCAUAAAGGUUUCCACUAAUAAGCAGACUGCGAAGUGGGAGGCUUCCAUCAUGAAAACCCUCAUGGAAAACAACCUAGACGAAUGCAACAUUGUGAAGUUUGAGGAUUCAAUCCUCGAAAAAUUCACAACGUCCCUGAUCUUUGAGUUGUUGGACAUCAGCCUGCUUGACUACUUGAUAGAUUUAGGACAACCGAUGCAACUGGAGGACAUCCGCACCAUGAUUCAACAGUUGGCCACAGCUUUUGAUGCCCUAAAGACCCUUGGCAUAACGCAUACUGAUGUGAAGCCAGACAACAUCAUGCUGGUGGAUCGUAUCAGGCAGCCCUUGAGGGUCAAACUUAUUGAUUUUGGCUUGUCUAUGUACCCAUGGCAGGCCAAGCAGGGAAUGCGUUUACAGACACCUUCAUAUAGAGCACCAGAAAUCAUUCUUGGGCUGCCAUUUACAGAGGCCAUUGACAUCUGGUCUUUGGGUUGUGUCAUGGCAAUCAUGGUGUUUGGUGUCACACUCUUUCCAGGGAGGAUGGAAUACGACGUAAUAAAAUUCAUCACCGAUCUCCUGGGUCCAGCACCACAACACCUACUCAACGCUGGGAAGAAGUUAUUAAUGUAUUUUAAAAGAGAAGAUUGUGGUCAAUGGCAGCUCAAGACACCUGAGGAGUAUUGGAUGGAAUGGGGUGGUACUUUCGAUUUUGUGGACAACAGGUUUUAUAAGUUCCGCUCCCUGGACGAAAUGAAAGCGGUGCGCCGGGAGACGGACAAUGCGACAGAGGCAGAUGAAAGGAAGCAGUGCAUAGAGCUGCUGAAGGCAAUGCUCCAGUGGGAUGAGAAGGACAGGAUCACCCCUAGUGGCAUCCUCAACCAUCCUUUCAUCACCAAGAGCUACCUCAACAGCAGCCCCCACCUUAGUCCAUGCAAUGAGUCUGAGGCUACCACCAGCCAGGACCAGACGGUGUCCAAGGAGAUUAAGACAAUGACAAACGAUGAAGAGACCACAAGUGAGACACUGCCACCGGGUGUUAUCCUGGUUCGACCUGCAGACCCCGAGAACAGGAUCUCACUGGGAGACACGCUUCAGGAGGACACUGACCUCAGGUAA
Molecule: messenger RNA, 1572 nt
Organism: Mugil cephalus (flathead mullet)
Lineage: Eukaryota; Metazoa; Chordata; Actinopteri; Mugiliformes; Mugilidae
Product: homeodomain-interacting protein kinase 1-like
Exons: 13
Coding region: 1-1572 (523 amino acids)
Biological process (GO): peptidyl-serine phosphorylation; protein deubiquitination; peptidyl-threonine phosphorylation
Cellular component (GO): cytoplasm; nucleus
Molecular function (GO): cysteine-type deubiquitinase activity; protein tyrosine kinase activity; protein serine/threonine kinase activity
Source: RefSeq, a predicted model, not a curated record